AUGGAAGGGCUGGCCAUGCUGAGACAGCUCAUCGGUCAGCUUCAGGAGCUCGUCGGCUCUCACCCGCCUCCUCCUCAUUACCAUCACCAUCUUCAACUUCAGUUUCAACCUCCUCUGCUCCGCCAUCAUCACUCUCAGCAACAACCGCAGGACCACCACCACCACCUCAGGUGGUGCCCAAUUAACGUUGAUGAAGGUGCUGCAGAUGAUUACUACAGUCUUAUGAUGGCAGCUGGAAAAUCUAGAAGUUUUAAGAUGUUGGAACCGUGCAAGCCUCCUCCUACCAAGAGAUCUCGUAAGGAGCAAACCCGGGGUAAAUCAUCUGGAACUACCAAUACCACUGAGCCUAUGGAACAGCAUAUUUGGAAAGAUUUCCCGGAAGACCUUUAUGAAGCCGUCAUUGCUAGGCUUCCCAUUGCUACAUUUUUUCGAUUUCGUACUGUGUGCAGGAAAUGGAAUUCCUUGCUGGAUUCUGAAACUUUCUCUCAACAUUGUGCGGAGGUCCCACAAGCUACUCCAUGGUUUUACACCAUCACUCAUGAAAACGUGAAUUCUGGAGCCAUGUAUGACCCUUCCUUGAAGAAGUGGCACCAUCCCACCAUUUUUUCUCUGCCAACAAAGUUAAUUGUUUUACCGGUGGCUUCAGCAGGGGGACUGGUGUGUUUUCUUGAUAUCGGUAAUAGGAACUUCUAUGUUUGCAACCCUCUGAAUCAAUCUUUUAAAGAGUUGCCGGCCAGGUCAGUUAAGGUCUGGUCUCGCAUUGCUGUGGGGAUGACCCUGAAUAGGAGUUCAGCCAGUGGCGGCUACAAGAUCCUUUGGGUGGUUUGUGAUGGCGAGUAUGAAGUUUAUGAUUCAGUGACGAAUUCCUGGACCCGUCCAGGAAUCAUGCCAUCAGGUGUUAAGCUGCCACUAUCACUGAAUUUCCGGUCGCAGGCUGUUUCAAUCGAUGGCACACUCUACUUCAUGCGUUCAGACCCUGAAGGGAUUGUGUCAUAUGAUAUGGCCACUGGGAUUUGGAAGCAGUUUAUAAUUCCCACCCCGCUGCAUCUGACUGACCACACACUUGCUGAAUGUGGAGGUCGGAUCAUGCUCGUGGGAUUGUUAUCAAAGAAUGCUGUCACAUGCGUUUGCAUUUGGGAGCUUCAGAAAAUGACACUUCUAUGGAAGGAGGUUGACAGAAUGCCAAAUAUAUGGUGCUUGGAGUUUUACGGAAAGCACGUGAGGAUGACUUGCCUGGGUAACAAAGGCUUGCUCAUGCUGUCCUUGAGGUCGAGACAAAUGAACCGGUUGGUUACAUAUAACGUGUCGAGCAGGGAAUGGCUGAAGGUCCCUGGUUGCGUGGUGCCACAUGGGAAGAAGCGGCAAUGGAUUGCAUGUGGCACUGCAUUUUAUCCAAGCCUGACUGCUGUUGCUUGAAUCAGGUUUCUGUUUCUGGUGGGCUUCAGCAUGGCCAGAAUGGAAGUUUUCCUCAACCAUCGGUUCGGCAUGGUUGGUUGCAAGCUUUCCCGGCCAAUUUGUUUUAGACAAUUUUCGUUGCUUGUUUUAUGGAGUGGACAAUUCCAUCGGUUGUAUGACGGCCGGAGUUUUACUCUUUUGUGUACGAACUUGACAUACUGCUUUGAAUCCAGAAGGCAGGUUUGAAUCCUAUUUUUCAGUCACCUGGAUGAAUGUACUCAUAUCCGUUUUGUACUCAAAUAAACCGUCCGUCUACCAUUA
Pyrus x bretschneideri (Chinese white pear) is the source of this 1716-nucleotide messenger RNA. RefSeq names its product F-box only protein 6. The coding region runs from base 1 to 1416 and encodes 471 amino acids. The record is from RefSeq and is a predicted model, not a curated record. The transcript has 2 exons. Gene Ontology annotation, molecular function: protein binding. Lineage: Eukaryota; Viridiplantae; Streptophyta; Magnoliopsida; Rosales; Rosaceae.